AUCGCGAAGCUUUUGUGUGUUGGGAAAGCUUUCAGAGUGUCAGACACCAAAGUAUGAGUGAGCAAAGCCAUCGCCAGCCAAUCAAAAGCUGCUGACGGAGAAGCAAAUCCUCUCUUCGGGCGUUUUCUUCUCUGGCCACUGCUUGUUUCUGACGAACGACGCCGCCACCACCAUCAUUGAACUCUGCCUUCUCGCCGGAACUGACAGCUGAUGCUAUGGACUUUGACUUCAGGUCUUUCGGUCUUCAUCCUGCCAAACAUCUCUCUGCUGUUCAAGCUGCUCGCCUUCACUCUGAUAACCUUUCAGUGUUCUAUGAGUCGGAUGGAGAUGAUGAUGCGCGAUCUUAUUUUCCAUGUCCUUUCUGUUAUGUGGAAAUCGAAGUUCCUGUUCUCUGCAGCCAUCUGCAAGAGGAGCAUUGCUUUGACCUAAAUAAUGCCGUUUGCCCUCUCUGUGCUGCAAACUUAGGGAGGGAUGCAAAUGCACAUUUUAUUGUACAACAUUCCAGCUCGGUUAAGCGGAGGCGCAAGCCUGAGAAAUCGAACAGCUUGUCUGGUAAUUCAGCGAUGUUUGGCAAGAAACUGGUGACUAGUGCGAGGGGAAACCGACAUGACCCAACAACUGAUCCUCUUCUGUACCCCUUUGUCUGCAAUAGCUCCAUUCAAAACUCCGACAGUGUUCAUCAAGAUGAACUCUCCAACAAUGUCUCAACCAUUUCUGAGGGAAACAGGGCGGGUGAUGAAAAGGAUCAGCGGGAGAGAAAGCAGAAGGCGGAUUUUGCUCAGCAGUUGAUAACAUCAACCAUCUUCCAAGAGUUAUGGUGGUAGAGUUGCUCACUGCUACAUGAAUCAUAUACAUGUAUAUUGGAAACUGAAGGUUCCUUCUUGAGACAGCCCUUGAUAUUGGUUCAACAGGCACCGUAUUUAAUGGCAGUGCAUGGACUUAGGAUAUCACAGGUGUAUUCAUGAAGCUCCCAGAGAUGGAGGAUCUUUAUCUCUCUGUAGACUGCUAUAAAGAACCAUACCUAUAUAUCAGUAUAUGGAAAGAUGAAAUUGCAUUUUAUUUAGGUAUCUCCUCUGUUAUGCGUC
This is a messenger RNA of Neltuma alba, 1085 nucleotides long. RefSeq names its product protein DEHYDRATION-INDUCED 19 homolog 5. The record is from RefSeq and is a predicted model, not a curated record. The coding region runs from base 216 to 824 and encodes 202 amino acids. Lineage: Eukaryota; Viridiplantae; Streptophyta; Magnoliopsida; Fabales; Fabaceae. The transcript has 5 exons.